Messenger RNA from Ambispora gerdemannii, 1857 nucleotides. The record is from the annotation of a GenBank genome assembly. NCBI's taxonomy places the organism in Eukaryota, Fungi, Glomeromycota, Glomeromycetes, Archaeosporales, Ambisporaceae.
AUGACUGAAUAUCUCAAGAAGAUGAAGCUCAGCGAAAUUGUUGACUGGACCUCAAAUAAUAGUUUUCGCUCUUCAGCUCAAUCGAAAAAGUCGAAAUUCCUCCAAACACCUCCUUCUUCUGCACCUUCUUCGCCUGAACUGCCACCUUCAAUGUCUCUGGACCAACCAAAGCACUUACAACAAGAAUUGGACAGUGGUCGUAUCACGCCUCCGGAAUCCUCGCAUGCUGAUAAUGAAGCUGCUUUUGCCAAUGUGACUCAUACUCCACCGACUGGUCGAUUAUCAGUGACUAUUGUCGCUGGUCGCAAACUCAAUGUCAGCAAUUAUCAGGCCAAGCCUUACUGUGUUGUGGAAUUCGAGAGAAGCGAAUUUGUCACCAGAGAAGCUUUAAGAGACAGUGAUCUGUCUUCACACAAAGACGGAAAACAAAUGAACUUUAUGGAUUUGGUUCGUGCGGCUACAAAUCCUGUUUGGAAUCAAACGGCAACAUUUGAUGUUGCUCGUAUUGAUGGCGAACUUCAUGUGUCAGUGUACGAACGUGUUCACAAUAACAAUCACGCGCAAGAAAUCUUCCUUGGAAUGCUAGCGAUUAAACCUCCAAGACGUAAUGACAAAGUCAUUGAUGGCUGGUUCAAGCUUACGCCAAGAGGCAAAGGUGAAAAUGUAACCGGUGAAAUGCACGUUCAGAUCUCUUAUGAAUCCGUCGCUAAAACACAUCUUACACCUGCAUCCUUCGAAAUUCUUAAACUCAUUGGUAAAGGAAAUUUCGGCAAGGUAUUCCAAGUUCGCAAAAGGGACACUGGUCGAAUUUAUGCCAUGAAGGUGCUUCACAAACAGGAUCUGAUUGAACGUCGCGAAGUCGAACAUACGCUCGCUGAAAAAAACAUCUUAAUUCAAGCCGAAACUUGUCCUUUCUUGGUUGGUCUAAAAUUUUCAUUCCAGACUCGUACUCAUCUUUAUCUGGUGACCGAUUUUAUGAAUGGAGGAGAAUUGUUUUGGCAUUUACAAAAUGAAGUGAGACUUAGUGAAGAAAGAGCGAAAUUCUAUGCUGCUGAAAUCGUCUUGGCAUUAGAACAUCUCCACAAAUAUAAUAUCGUUUACAGAGAUCUUAAACCCGAAAAUAUAUUACUUGAUGCUACAGGGCAUAUUGCUUUAUGUGAUUUUGGACUUUGCAAAGAGAAUCUUGGGGCUGGCCAAACUACAAACACAUUCUGUGGUACAUCUGAGUAUCUCGCACCUGAGGUUUUGGCCGAAUGUGGGUACGGUAAAUCAGUCGAUUGGUGGAGCUUGGGCAUUCUUUUCUACGAAAUGAUUGCCGGCUUUAGUCCAUUCUAUACUCAUGAUACACAAGUUAUGUACCGAAGGAUCUUGUUCGGAAAACUUAAAUUUCCCAAAGGAUUAUUUAGUGAUGAAGCAAAGAGCUUAAUCAAAGGGCUCCUUGCACGUAAUCCUCAACACAGACUCGGCACUUAUCACGAUGCUGAAGAAAUCAAAAGUCAUCCAUUCUUCAAUAAUAUUAAUUGGGACGCCUUAUAUGCAAAGAAAAGUCCACCACCCUUCAAGCCAAAUGUCGCCUCUGAAGAUGAUACAUCAUGUUUCGACCCGGCUUUCACCGAGGAAGAAAUUGAUUAUCCAAAUGUUUCGAAAAAUAUCAGCAAGAAUGGCACAAAUGCAUCGACCAAUAGUGCGUACGAGGCUUCUAAUCAGUUCCAAGGAUUCACUUAUUCUGGUGAAAAAGAUGGAACCAAUAAUACACUUUCUUUGGGAUGUGGAUUUGAGGUUGGAUCUAUUGCCGCAGUUCAAGCUGCCGUCAAUUCUGGUAAUUGGGGAAGUUUGGAAGAUAUAUUACGGUGUUAA